Messenger RNA from Closterium sp. NIES-67, 5586 nucleotides. NCBI's taxonomy places the organism in Eukaryota, Viridiplantae, Streptophyta, Zygnematophyceae, Desmidiales, Closteriaceae. The record is from the annotation of a GenBank genome assembly.
UGCUGACAGGUAGGCAGGAAACCAGCUGAGCAUAGCAGGUUGACUCAGCAGCAGUCAUGCGAGCUAAGCUUGAUCUCCAUUUCUUUCAUGGCUGACUGUUUGGCACCACUGACAUCAAUCAUUUCACCUCGCAAAAUUAUAACGAUAACGUUCUUACACUUGUCAAGAAACAGUCACCGCUGCCCUAACUAGCUUACUAUCUACGCGCGAAGGACACAAGUCUGGUCGAAGGAUUUAUAUAUAUUCCUUUCCAAAAGCGCGCCUCUUGUCUUCAUCGCAACAACGCUGUUUAUUUAGUCAACUUUAACUGACAUAAUCUAUACUAUGACGAGUACGAGUGAAAUCCCUCCAACUGUCUCGAAGCGUACAUGGCUGCUCGGUCGAGUCGCUACACCAGGCCCUAACGAUGUCUCGUGUCCCACCUCGUUAAUCGAGCUCGCGUUCGGCGCGCUUGUCCCCGCUAUAAGCGCAUACCAUUCGCGAGAAGCCGUUGGGAUAUUGCAAGCUGCAGCAUCGUCAGCGGCGGAAUUAUCGGCUGCUGAGCCGGAGAAACAUACAUUGCCUCAAGCCUCCGAAAAGGGGAGGGAGGCGGAGGCGGUGAAGGAGGCGGAAAAGGGGGCGGAUAAGGAUGAGGAGAAGGAGGCGGAGAGAAAGGCGGAGACACAGGCGGAAAAACAGGCGGAGAAACAGGCGGGAAAACAGGCGGAGAAGGAGGCGGAGAGGGAGGCGGAGAGACACGGUGCGCGUGUGGCGUGGAAGUGCGAGCGACUGCUUCAAGUGCUCAACGCGUGCCUCUCGGAGCUUGACCCCUGGAACGAGGCAGAUGGCAACGCAGACGACUAUGCUCCCAGCGUCAUUGGUCAGAGCCGCAUUUCUUCCUCUACAGUCACCUCCAGUUCUAUCACAGGUGGCAGCGCGCUCGGUAGCAGCGCUUUCGGCGGCAGCAGGGGCGGCCUUAGCUGCAGCGCCACUCGCCCAAUCCGCCUCUCCGCAGGAAUAGGGGGAGGAGGCGGAGGGGGAGGCGGAGCAGGGGGAGGCGGAGGAGGAGGAUGGAGUGGCGGAAUGGUGAGGGCGGUUAGUCUAGGGAGUGACGUAGGGCAUGUGGCUGUCCCCGUUAUAAACAGGCAGUUUCUGCAGAAGUCUGUCAGCACAACUUUCGGUGGGAGCCAGAACGCGUCCCCUAUGAAGGGUACAGACGGUCCCGCUAUAAAGACGGAGCCUUUCACUAAAGCGAGCGCUGCUGCGUACGUGCAACAGUUCCAUUCCCCGCAUCUAUCAUCAUCAGACUCACCAGCAACAGCAACAGGAGCAGCAGCAGGAACAGCAAUUGGAGGAGCAGCAGGAACAGCAACAGGAGCAGCAGGGACAGCAGAAACAGCAGCAGGGACAUCAGGGACAGCAGGAAGUGCGGGGACCCCUCCUCGCAUGCACGUUCGCCGUAGAUCAGCAGACAUGCGCUCACACCUCUCCCUAUCGCACUCCUCGUCAGUCCCCAGCGAGCCUAAGGAUCUCGCCAGAGCAGGCGGAUCAGGGCAGUUUCUUCCCCGGCUGCCCGCUUCUGCUUCCGUGCCCAAUGGGGGAGGAGGGGGUGGGGGAAGAGGGGGAGGAGGAGGGGGAGGGGGAGGGGGAGGGGGGUCGGCGUUGGGGUCUGCGGCGAGCAGUCCAGGGCGGGAUUGGUCGGAGCAGAUGUCUGUCGCUGAUGCGCCCUUCCUGCCUGGCUCUUCCUGCUUCGACCUGACCGCUUGUCCUUCACUGGCUGUCGAGUGGAACGAUCUCUUCUUUGCAGUCCAGGACGCCAUGGCUGCUUAUGACACGCUGCUGCUGGCGCCGCUGACCAAUGGCGCGCUGCCACGUGGCAGCGAGGUGAGGGAGCUGCAGCAGAUGGUGGAUGAGUUGGCGGGGAUGGCCCAGGAGAGGAUGGACGGCUCAGAUGAGGGUGAUUCCCGUCGUUGUCCGCUGCUUCUAGUCCGCCUGUUUGCUUUGCGGGUGAAGCAAGAGAUUGAGCAGCUGCUGACCCUGUUUCCAGAGGCGAAGGGAGAGGUGGGGCAGACAGGAGAGGCAGAAUGGGAACAGCGGCAGCAGCAGCACGACGGGGAGAGGGAAACUGGGGUAGGAGGGGAAGCAGAGAAAGACGCGCAGGCAGCCGAGGCAGCAGCAGAGGCAGCAGCAGAAGCAGGAGCAGAGGCAGGAGCAGCAGCACAAGGGCACUCAACAGAGGGAGAGAGCGCAUUGGGUGAUGGGGGCAGGAAAGAAGGUGUGGGGGAAACAUCAGAUGGAGAAGCAAAGGGAGAAGCAGAGGGGGCGACAGAAGUAGCACCUGGGGAAACUGCAGGUGAAACUCGCAACCUCAAGCAGCAGCAGCAGCAGCAGAAGCAGCAGCAGGAGAGAACCCACCUGCAGCAGCAGCUCGCAGAGAAGCAGCAGCAGCAGCUGCUGCACCAGCUCCAGCAACAAACCGCCCUAUCCCUGCUCACUGAAGUCUCAGACGAAAUAGAGGAGGUGUUCUCAGCCAGCAAGGGGUCACUAUACGGUCUAGGCGUCUCCCAUGCCCGAUCCCUCGCCCGCCUCUCCCUCCUGGGAAAGGCGCUGAGAGCAGCAGCAGAGGGGGCAGGAGAGGAGGAUUUGACCGUCCUCAGGGGCAGUCCGAGGGGGGUUGGAACUGGGGAGGGGGGAUCUGUGGGAAACGUGGGAUCGGUGGGGCAGGGAGGAGGGGAGAGUAGGGAGGUGCCUCUGCUGCUGUUGUGUCCACAGAAUGACUGGGCUAGGCUGAGUGCUGAGUGUGACAGUAACGAGGGGGGUGCGUUAGGGGAGGUGAUUGUGUGGGAGGAUGGGAUGGGGGAGUUGAGGGACCUUUUCAAAUCUGCAUCUGCUGCCGCUGCCGCUGCUGCUGCUGCUGCUGCUGGUGCCAUUGGUACUGCUGCUGGUGCCGCUGGUGGUGCUGCUGGUGGUGGUAGUGGUGGGGUGCAUAGUGGGCUGCUUUCAGGGAAGGAUGAAAGGGAGGGUGAGACUAGCAGGGACGUAUCCCCAAGGGGGCCACUGGCUAGAGACGACGAGAGCAGGAAGAGCAGCAGCGGUGGCAGCAUCGUUGGCAAAUCAACAGCCCCACGCACGGCUGGUCCUGGUUACCGUUCUGUUCAGACCAAUUCGCGCCUUUGCUCGCAGAUUUUAUUAGAUCGCGUAUCCGAUUUGAUCUGGUACACGAAGUGGGUGGGGUGUAGCGACCCUGACGACCUGCCGGUGGCGUUCAUCCCCUCUGUAGUGCCGGUGACCAUGCUUCUUAACGAGUUAGGCGCUCCCAGGUCCAAGGAAUCGGAUCUCCUGAUGUGUCACCGCUCUGCACUCCUCCAUCUCGUGCUUCCCGAUUUCCGGGAGAAAGUGCAGCAGAGGUUGGUGGAGGGUGAACUGACAUGGAUGGAAAGGGAGGGGGUAGGGGGAGGAGGAGAGGGAGGAAGAGGGAGAGGAGAAGAUACGGGAAAGGGAAGGGCAACAAUUGUUAAGGUUAGAAUUUCCAAGGCUGCUGCUGCUGCUGCUGCUGCCGCUGCUGCUGCUUCAGCCAAUACUACACCCGGAGGGAAAUCCCUCGCUGCAGGUACUCCCACUACCCCCUCUGCUGCUGCUUUUGGCCCCUCUAUGGCGGGCACGGCAGCAGCAGGAGGGGGGAGAGUGGGGGGGCAGGACGAAGCAAGCAUGAGGCAGAGCGGCCGCAGCAGCACAGGUUCGGACGGCAGCAGCUUCAGCUUCGGCAAGCUCUCUGGCCGAGCCUCCGACCGAGCCUCCGACCGAACCGCCAUGGGCAUGGGGAUGGGCAUGGGGAUGGGGAUGGGGAUGGGGAUGGGGAUAAGCAUUGGGGUGAUGGGGGCGGGGUUGUCCCGGCAGAUUCCCCUGGAGGAGAUCAUAGCUGCCACGGACUCGUGGGAUCCGAGGCGCAAGCUGGGGGAGGGCGGAUUCGGGUGUGUGUACCGAGGGGAUGCUGCUAACGGGGAGAUCUGGGCGGUCAAACGGGCGAACACGGUGUCGGAUGAACAACUAGAGGAAUUCGAGAAGGAGGUCUCUUCCAUGAGUCGAAUGGCCCACCAGCACCUCGUCCGUCUGAUCGGCUUCUGGGCGGACUGCGACGAGCGCAUCCUCGUCUACGAGUUCAUGCACCACGGCAUGCUCUCCUCGCGCCUCCACCGCCCCUCCCAGCCCUCCUCCCCACCCAAAGACCGGCCUUUCAACCGUCUCUACGCUAGCAAGGGCUUCCCCUCUUCCGCCUCCUCCUCCUCCUCGUCCACCUCAGCAGGUUUAUUGUCGCCCCAAAGCCGGUCAUCUAGCAGCCGAAAGCCAGACCUCCCCCCUCCGUUGACCUUUGAUGAGAGAGUGAGUAUCGCGGUGGGGGCAGCAGAGGGGCUGCGGUAUCUUCACGACUUCGCAGCGGACCCGGUGAUCCACAGGGAUGUCAAAUCAGAUAAUAUCCUUCUCACGGAGAAUUUACAGGCGAAGAUCGCGGACUUCGGGCUGCUGAAAUCGGCCGACGUGGCAGGGGGGGGGGGAGGCGCAGGAGCAGCAGUGAACCACACUAGGCUCAUGGGAACCCCGGGGUAUUGCGACCCGGAGUACUCUAAAACCUACAUCGCAACAGCUAAAAGUGAUGUUUACAGUUUCGGAGUGGUACUCCUGGAGCUGAUCACCGGGCAGCGGGCGAUUUUACCGGACACUAGGAAGAAGAGCAUUGCGAGCAGCAUGGCGUCGCUGCUGAGGCUCCGGCCAGGCGUGGGGGGAAAGACUCAGCAGCAGAGGGAGAUGGAGGCGCUGGGCUUUAAGAAGAACAAGAAGGCGAGCAUGAGAGCGAUCACGACACUCGUCAGCUGGGCCAUUCCUCUUAUAGCAGCCGGCAAGCUGAAGGCAGUAGUCGACCCAGCCCUAGAAAACAACUACCCUCCAGUGGCAAUGAAAGCCCUGGCGGGUGUAGCAGCCAUGUGUGUCCAAAAGAGCGCCGCCCAGCGGCCGUCCAUGGCUGAGGUGGCAACACGGCUGUCUGCCAUCCAGCAUAAGGUGCAGGACCUGCACAUACAAGGGGAGGAGCCCAAGUACAACUUCCAACCCACCCUUGCCGGCCCCAUGCCCCCUCCUGCUCUUGCUGCUAGUGCUGCUGAUGGUGGUGGUGGGUGGGGGAGUGGUGCGGGCGGCGGGGGGUCAGGUUCGGGAAGUAAGCAAAAUUUUACUCGGACCGUGUCGGCUCCAGCCCAGGGGGGUGGCCAGGGAGGGAGUGGGCUUGAAAAGAAAGAGAAGAAGCAUAGGUAUCAGGAGGUUGAGCGGCCGAAAGGGAGCAAGGAGGGGAAGGAAGGGGACAGGAAGGAUGGGAAGGAUGGGAGGGAUGGGAAAUCGAAGGGGCUGUUGAAAAAGGGAUCCUCUAGAAGCUCGAGUAAGUCGAGUCUUCCGCUCCUGUCUGCUGGGGAUGCGGUAGAGUUCAGCUCACAACACGUUACUAACAGGUACAUGGUAGGUCAGUUCUAACAUACUGUUGUCGUGCAUGAGAUCAAUUUUACUAUUUAGGGUUAGGAUACAAAAUUUUGCUUGAUCUUUCAACAAUGUGUGAUGAGAAAU